AUAACGCUUCUAAUUUAAUUGUUACGUAAUAAAUAACUAUCAUUCUGUAAUCUUUACUUAAUGGUGUGUAUUUUUGUAACGUUUGUAAAGUGUCAUUACAGAAGUCUUACGUAAUGGAUGAUCAUUUUGCAUAAUGAAAAUUAACCUUGUGUUACGGUUUGGGAAGACCCACCCCUUCAACUCCGCCGUUUGGAGUUAGCUUUGUUGCCACUCCGCCUGGCAAGAGUCAAACAUGAUGUGGUGCACUCUCCCAGAUUGUUCCGUGACAGAGAGCUUGAAUAGGGUUCCAUCGCGUCCGGUAAUGGAGUCCAAGAAAAUAUGCUUGUGGCCGAUCUCGAUUUUUUUCAGAUGCUUUUCCAAAGUUGCGCUACCAUCCAAUCUUCUAGACGACGAGUACCUGCAAAAAUAAAUAAAUAAAAAAGACGAAAAAUCUCUCUCUCUAAGGGGUUUCUCUCUCAUUCUCUAUCUUCGGUGCUAAACACAUGUUCAAUCAUUAUUAAUUUGUUAAUUGAUGCCGAAAAUUUUUCUAACAAGAUGGGAUGCUUCUUAAAAAAUUAUGAAUCCUUGCGGGCGAGGCAUACGUUCUUUAUCAUCAUUCCUGCGGAAGACGACCAGGUUGGAUGGAGAAAAAUGAUUAAUCUUUUGCAAUCGCGCCUCGUUCAGCCUUCGUGUGUCAGUACUGAAGCUGAACAAAACCAGAGUCAAAGCCUCCCCAAAUCUUACGCCAACUCUGCCAGCAUCAAAUAUUUUUGCACUCUCGGAGAGGCGAAGAUCACAACUGUGGGGAGAGAUAAAUCCAUUGAGGUGGGAAACGUUGGGGUUGAGGAGAUACUGGAGCUGCUAGGAUGCUGCUUGAUUGUGUCCUUUAAGGUAAGGAUGGCGAGUUCCUCUCGACUCAUCGCCUCUCCGCCUUCUUGUCCUGGGCGACUACGAAAUGAGCUUGACCAACCAUGAGUUUAAAGAUGAUGGAGAUGGAAGGUGGAUGCUUAUUUGUCCUUCCUCUGAGGAUGUGAAUCGCAUCUACAUCAUAGGUGAGGAUCGCUUUCAAAUCUUAGUGUGCGUCUUGAGCAUUGGUCUGAUUCAAGCUCGAUUGCCCCAGAAAGAAUACUCCAGCGCACUGGAUUUUUGUGUUUGGUAUCCCCCUUCAUCUAAAAAGUCCACAUCUCUGCAAGAUAAUAGGUGAAUUAUGUGGUAAAUUCUUGGAGGUUGAUUGGAAUUCUUGGUCCUCACCCUUCGUCAGAAUUAAGAUCGAAGCGCAGGGUUGGAUCCCUAAGGAGGUCCCGGUCUUUUUUGACGGGAAGUUGUUCAUCAUUAACGUCAGAUCCACACCCCAUCUUGAUUCAGUGAUUGUCACUGGUAGAAGUUCCAUUUUUGCUGGCUAGAAGGCGAAAGGCCGCGGAAUUCAGGUUCCCUUCCCCGAGGUUGCGCAUGAUAAGCCAAGGCCAUGCACGUCCACGCUUUUCGAUAAUUAUCCUUGCUCCAUGCGUGUGGCCAGGUUAGGUGAAUCUUCGACUCGUUCUAGAAAGUUUGGAAAGGAGGACAACAUGCCCAGAUCUAUUUGGAUCCGCAAAGCCGGGCCCAUCCCAAACCCGUUUACUAUCUCCUGCCCCAACCGUGAACAUUCCACCAGUCCUCAUAGCCAAAGCCUGAUUGUCAAGCCCACUCCCUCACGUCCAAACCAAAAUCCCUUGCAACCCAUUUUGUCUCAACCUUCAUCUCCCUCCCGAUUCCCUUCUACUCACCACCCGUACCCGGUCACCCCAUCCACAACCUACUCUUUAAUCAUCGCCCUCCUUUCUCCUCUCCUCUACCGAACUCCAAUAUGCUCAACCAUCAUUGUAACCGCACCAAUCAUCCCUCACCUUCCAAGACCAACCCAUUUAUGUUACCCUUCAUUCGUCGACCCGUAGCCAUAGCCACUCUUCACUGGCUCCACCUACCCCUGUUGUGCCUGUAGGGGAUAUCUCCCCUGACCUACACUCCCAAUUACCAUCACAAGACACUCCCAAUUCCCCUUUUCCACCAGACUUCCCAACCUUCAUCGAGCCGGAUCCCCCAAGUAUGAUUGUCCGGGGAGAAUGUGUUGAUUUCGACCCAACUUCUACACCUUUUGACCUUGAUAGCCUUUCCAGUUGUAGCCUCCGCACGAGCAGAUUAUUUGAGUUAAAUCUUGAUGGCGAUGUAGCCACCUUUGUUCAACAGAGUGCAUCCUCCACCCAUGGGAGGAAAAAACAUGUGACGCGAUCAAAGACAGAGAUGGAGAGACAUCAAUUAGGCCUGGGUAUCAGCCAAGCCAGAGGUCCUAGAUGCAAGAGGAAAAGAGAUUUGGGUCCAACCCAAAUGUAUCAUAAUGGUUAAGUCUAUUAUUGCUUGGAAUGUAAGGUUUCUGGGAUGUGAGCAGAAGAGGUCAAGGAUAAUGAGAAUUAUGAGCAGAAGGAGGUCGACUUUAGUGGGUCUUACUGAGACUAAAUGGAUUUCAUGUGAUCAAACUCUUGUGAACUCGAUUAGUGAUAACAGAGAAUCAGUGUGGGCUGCAAGAACGCUAGUGAUAGCAAGGGAGGUAUUGUGAUUUAUUGGGAUAGAUUUGUUUUCAGGACCUGGAUGUGCAUGAGAGUGAAUUUGGGCUUAUGGUGAUGCUUGAAGAUAUUCAGAAGAGGUAAGUUUUCAAUAUUUUGAUUGUUUAUGGGCCUCAAGACAGGAGGGACAUAUCGUCAAUGAAUAUAACCCCAUCUG
Molecule: messenger RNA, 2733 nt
Organism: Linum trigynum
Lineage: Eukaryota; Viridiplantae; Streptophyta; Magnoliopsida; Malpighiales; Linaceae
Source: the annotation of a GenBank genome assembly